CGCGCACCCAGUAGUCCGCGCUUACACAGUAUGGCCGGCGAUAUUAGCUAGCACUCGCUCACGGUGUUCUCUGUAAAAGGGGAAGACGGUAAAAAUCAUUUAAAGCAUCCCAAGAAAUCAACACCCGGACUGCUCAAGGACUGUACCAAGAUCUCUAUAAGUUAUCUACCCAGCAAAAAGGACUUUAAUAAGCUAGACCCGAGCUAGGUUUAUUUUUUUUUAUUUUUUUUUCUGUUGUUGGUGUCUUGUUUGUCUCACGAUGGAGGACAACGGUGCACACUUCUUUGAGGGGACCGAGAAGCUGCUGGAGGUGUGGUUCUCCCGGCAGGACGAGACCAAAGGAACCGGGGACCUCCGCACCAUCCCGAGGUUUGAGUGGGACAAACUUCUGGAGAAUGUGCAUUGUUUGAUCAUAAGUGUGACAAAGACUGACAAGCAGGAAGCUUAUAUACUCAGUGAGAGUAGCAUGUUUGUCUCCAAGAGACGUUUCAUUUUGAAGACAUGUGGAACCACCCUCUUACUGCAAGCGCUGGUGCCCCUGCUGGAACUGGCGCGGGAAUAUUCCGGCUUCGACACCAUCGAGAACUUCUUCUACUCUCGUAAGAACUUCAUGAAGCCCACCCAUCAGGAGUUCCCUCACCGCAACUUUGAGGAGGAAGUGGAAUUUCUCAGCCAGAUUUUCCCGAAUGGAGCAGCAUACUGUAUGGGCCGUCUGAACUCCGACUGCUGGUACUUGUUUACUCUGGAGCUGCCAGAGUACUGGGAGAACAAGCAGGCGGACCAGACGCUUGAGGUUCUGAUGAGUGAUCUCGACCCAGCCGUGAUGGACCAGUUCUACAUGAAAGACGGUGUUUCCGCUAAUGAUGUCACUCGUAUGAGUGGAAUUCGUGACCUGAUUCCAGGUUCUGUGAUCGACGCCACAAUGUUCAACCCUUGUGGAUACUCCAUGAAUGGAAUGAAAACAGAUGGAACUUACUGGACAAUUCACAUCACCCCUGAACCAGAGUUCUCCUAUGUUAGUUUCGAAACUAACCUCUCCCAAACAUCCUACGAUGAUCUUGUCCGGAAAGUCGUGGAUGUCUUCAAGCCAGGGAAAUUUGUGACUACGCUUUUUGUUAAUCAGAGCUCCAAGUGUCGCGGUGUCUUCUCCUCUGCGCAGAAACUCGAGGGCUACCGGCGCCUCGACCGCCAGUUGGCCCACUUCAACGACUACAAUUUCGUCUUCACCAGUUAUGCCAGGAACCAGCAGCAGAGCCAACAGAGCUGAAGCACACCAAUGAAGAAGCGUAAAAAGAAAGCGGCCAGGCACGGGCGACCCGCUGCUGCCUGGCUGCAUCCUCUGUCGUUCUGCCGCUGCUGUUUGGAGUCUCGUUGCUGUAGCUGUAUCACGAGUUUAACCUGUAAGCAUUCUUGUACUGAAUACGUAGCUAUCUUGCAUGAAAGCUCUUGUUGUGUCUGUGUAGAUAUUCUAGCUCAUUCUUGCUGUGAUCCUGAAGUGCAUGUAGAGUUAUUAAGCAGGGUGUGUGCGAGGCGUGCUCCGCCCGCCAAACACGCACGCCGCUCCCUCCCAUUCCUGCAGGUGUCCCCCCUCAUCCUCCACAGACAGGGUUUCCGCCCCCACUAGACGAGGGCCCUGACAUGCUCAGAUCCAUCUCGUCCACUGUGUGGGUUAAGCUAACCUUGGCCUAGCAUACUCUCAAUUAGUUGGCUGUUCUAUUUCACAUUCCACACUUUUACACAAAUUACUGUUUAGUGACAGGUUGUUCUCUUGUGACUGAAUUUUAUUUUUUAUUUAUUUUAUAAAUAUAAUAAUAUUUCAGUUGCUGCUUCACACAGCAGUCUUUUUUUUUUUUUUUGAGUUUUGCACCCCUGGUUAAAAUAUUACAUUUAUAUUGUUAAGUGAGUAGAUGAUGAUCUACCUUUCAAAAAUAGGCAUAGUUUCAUUCAGAAAUUAAAGUAGAGUGGUGGUGCUUUUUUUUUUAGACACAAUGGAUAAACAUAUAUGUUUGGGAAAGAAAAAAAAAUAGAAAAAAGUAAGAACACAAAAACAAUAAGGGAUAUUUUUCACAAAAAUUAUGGCAAUGAUUUGAAAUAAUAUAAAGUGUAACUUUAUGCCUAUUACAAAUCUGAUCAUCUUUUACUCAAUUAACUAUUCACAGGAACAUAUAUAUUUUAACCAGAUGUGCCUAAACAAUAGCACACCACUGCAUAUAAUACAAUAUACAAAAUAUGUUGUAAUAAACAUAAAUACCAGGUACAAUUUACAAAACUGCACUUCACCUUUAAAAGUGCCCCACUAAGGCUUCUUUUUAUGCAGUUCUUUUUCUUUCCGUCCCUUUUUAUUCCGGUUGAAUGUAAAAGCCAUUGGGGGAACUAAAGCUGCAGCUCUGAAUGUUUCAAUGUAGAAGUGCUAAGAGAGGUCCUGAAAGCCCUGCGGCGAUGAAUGUAAGAAGACGUUACACGUGUGUGCUUGCGUUUUAGAACGUGUGAAUACAGCUCUGCCGUCCAUUGUUGCCCUCAUUGUUCAGGACCCCAGGGGCUGUCCAGUGCAGUGCCAGCUUGCUCUGUGAGCUGUGCGGGCUACCCCACGCUGAAUUGAAACAGUGGGACAGACACUUUGCUUAGUGCACCGAUCGCACAGCAAAGCAUUUUUCUUUUUCUAAACAAUGCGGUCACUCUCUCUGUACAGAAUUUGGUAACCACACAAUAGAUGCGCACGGAUCUGAGCAUGCCAGGGUUCUCCCGGAUCAUUCCACACUUAACAGUUGCAUAAAGUGCCGUUUUAUUAAUUUUAUUGUGCACCCACGGUUCAGACAGGGUUUCCCCCCCCCAAUGAAUCAGUCCAAAGUGUGACUCUAUUGUCAAACUUUUUUUUUUUUCCUCUUUUUCUUUUUCACUCCCUCUCUUUUUCUUUUUUGUUUCAGUCCUCUUUUGUCAAGCGAGGGAAAGAUCGUGUCCCUGUGCUGAAUGUGAAUAGUGCUGUAGAGGUGCACUUUGGCCGUCCUAUGUGUCCGCCUCAGCUUUUUUCUAUAAGUGUACAGUGCUUCGUCCUCUCUCCUCCCUCUCUCCAAGUAUUAGCCAGCAUUAAGGCCCCAGUUGGGAUGGUUAUGGAGUUUUUCGGGUUUUCCUUAUGUGUUCCUGAACGGUACAGUGUAAAACAAAUUGAGUUGAUUUGAUCUGAAAUUUUCUUUAAAUGACCGUGAAAUCUGUAGAUCAUAAUAUUGUGCGGUUUAGCUCUUAAACAUCCUGAUGGGGGCUUUAAAAAGCCUUUUGCUGACUGGUCAGGCUCAGGCUCGCAGGCUAUAUACUGAGUGUAGAUUAGAUGGCGGUUGAUGGUUUAUUGGGACUUUCCAGUUGUCUUAGGAAGCCUGGACUGUAUGGGGGGGGGGGGGGGGGGGGUUGUGUAAAGCCAUAUCAAUGAUUGUGAUGAUGGGUGCUGUAGUGGAUGCAGUUGUUGAGGAUGGUUCUUUCCUUGUUGUGGCACAUCUACCCAUCACUACGCCUCUCCAGCCAGAGAGCGCCAAAUGAGAAGGGGUAAUGCAGAUGGCAGCCAGAACGGGGAUAUAAGUGUUCUCUGAGUACUGAAGUUCUUCAGCCCUGGUUCUGUGUUCUUUUAUACCACGUGUUUGGAAAUAGUUUGGGCAUCUAGAAGUGCUGUUGCUAUUAUUGUUCCAGGGGUCAGCAAGACGGCCUCGGAUUUGAGCAGGUGGUAUAAAAAUUUCAGGAACGUCCCCAGGGCUACAGUCGUCAGUUCUGAAGUGACUGAAGUGUACCCGAUCUACAGCUCCUUUGAGUGUGUGGUCAGGAAAGUGGUUUUUAAAGUAAGCACGGCUUCCAGGUGGACCAUUUUGUUAAAGGAGGUUGCUCUGAAUAUGUACUGGAUAAAACUGAGAAUAGAGUGGUCUUAAGAGUUGAGUCUAUUCUGGCUGGAAAUUUGGGUAACAGGUGCUCCUACACGAGUGAUUUGGAGCUAGCUGCUUUUUGUUUUUUAAACAUAUAGCUUUUUUUCUUUUUUUUUGUAAAGGAUGCAUUUUUAUUCUGCGGACCAAUAACACAUUUUUUAUUUUCUCACUUUUGUCAUUUUUCUCAUACAUUUUUUGUAAAUUGGAUUUUUUUUCUCCAUUUUUUUUCUUUCUCUCCACCUCUUAAGGCAGCUGAGCUGCCUGUAAAGGUAGGGAGAUAGCAUUUGUAUGAGUAAAGCUAGGCUACUGGUGCUGCAGGACUGUGGUCUGGAUGCUGAGGGUGGGAAAGGGAAAACUUUGCUGAUCUAAUUCUCUUGCUAUUUCUUUGGUUGGUCAAGAUGUGCUAAAUAUAUCUGUACUCUUGAGCUUGAUGCUUUAAAUAAAAAAAAAUAAUUAAAUGUUGAA
This is a messenger RNA of Astyanax mexicanus (Mexican tetra), 4367 nucleotides long. RefSeq names its product adenosylmethionine decarboxylase 1 (gene amd1). Gene Ontology annotation, cellular component: cytosol. NCBI's taxonomy places the organism in Eukaryota, Metazoa, Chordata, Actinopteri, Characiformes, Acestrorhamphidae. Gene Ontology annotation, molecular function: adenosylmethionine decarboxylase activity. The record is from RefSeq and is a predicted model, not a curated record. Bases 260 to 1267 code for a protein of 335 amino acids. The transcript has 9 exons. Gene Ontology annotation, biological process: spermidine biosynthetic process; spermine biosynthetic process.